ACAGCCCUCUUUAAGUUCAGACACCAGAACUCUAUGAGAAUAUUUGGGUCACUGUAUUUUUGAAUUGUCUUAUGUUUUUCAGAUUUGUACCCUCAUAAUAUGCUUAGAACCAUGAUGGAUUCUCCUUCCAUUUUAUAAUGAAAAAAUUAAUAUUUAAUGAAGCAACUUGGCUAGCGAUCUGACUGGGGUCAGUGGAAAUUUGAGGCCAGAAAUCACAUCUUUUGAUUCAAUGAUGUUGUCCACUGGGCAUGUACUGACCAAUGUGGCAGGUCUGAGAACAUAGCUGAAGCUGAAAAUAGGAAAGCUGGGGCAAGGAAGAGCCUUGAAUCUUGAGGUGGGACGUUGACUCUAAGAUGUCCUUGAGCAGUGGAUCCUCCGGAGGGAAAGGAGUGGAUGCAAACCCGGUUGAGACAUACGACAGUGGGGAUGAAUGGGACAUUGGAGUAGGGAAUCUCAUCAUUGACCUGGACGCCGAUCUGGAAAAGGACCAGCAGAAACUGGAAAUGUCAGGCUCAAAGGAGGCGGGGAUACCGGCUCCCAAUGCUGUGGCCACACUACCAGACAACAUCAAGUUUGUGACCCCAGUGCCAGGUCCUCAAGGGAAGGAAGGCAAAUCAAAAUCCAAAAGGAAUAAGAGUGGCAAAGACACUAGCAAACCCACUCCAGGGACUUCCCUGUUCACGCCAAGUGACGGGGCCGCUAGCAAGAAAGAGGUGCAGGGACGCUCAGGAGACGGUGCCAAUGCAGGGGGCCUGGUUGCUGCUAUUGCUCCCAAGGGCUCAGAGAAGGCGACUAAGGCAUCCCGCAGUGUAGCCGGCUCCAAAAAGGAGAAGGAGAACAGCUCGUCUAAGAGCAAGAAGGAGAGAAGCGAAGGAGUGGGGACGUGUUCAGAAAAAGAUCCGGGGGUCCUCCAGCCAGUCCCCUUGGGAGCACGGGGUGGUCAGUACGAUGGAAGUGCAGGGGUGGACACAGGAACUGUUGAGCCACUUGGGAGUAUAGCUAUUGAACCUGGGGCUGCGCUCAAUCCUUUGGGAGCUAAGCCGGAGCCAGAGGAAGGGGAGAAUGAGUGUCGCCCGCUAAAGAAAGUCAAGUCUGAAAAGAUGGAGUCCCCUGUCUCCACGCCAGCAGUGCUGCCACUGCACCUUUUGGUGCCAGUGGUCAGUAAUGACAUCUCAUCCCCUUGUGAGCAGAUCAUGGUUCGUACCCGAUCAGUCGGAGUCAACACAUGUGAUGUGGCUCUAGCCACCGAGCCCGAGUGCCUGGGCCCCUGUGAACCUGGGACAAGCGUCAACCUCGAGGGCAUCGUGUGGCAAGAAACAGAAGACGGAAUGUUGGUGGUGAAUGUAACAUGGAGGAACAAGACAUAUGUAGGUACACUUCUUGACUGCACACGGCAUGAUUGGGCGCCGCCCAGGUUCUGUGACUCCCCAACCAGUGACUUGGAAAUGCGAAACGGCCGGGGGAGAGGCAAACGUGUGCGUCCCAACAGUAACACACCUGUCAGUGAGACAGCCACAGCCUCUGACAGCAAAGGGACCAGCAGCAGCAGCAAAACCCGAGCAGGAGCCAAUAGCAAAGGCCGUCGGGGCAGCCAGAAUUCUUCAGAGCAUCGCCCACCUGCCAGUAGCACCUCUGAGGAUGUCAAGGCCAGCCCCUCCUCAGCAAAUAAGCGGAAAAACAAACCCCUUUCAGACAUGGAGCUGAAUUCUAGCUCAGAGGACUCCAAAGGGAGCAAGCGUGUCCGUACGAAUUCCAUGGGCUCAGCAACUGGCCCCCUCCCUGGGACAAAGGUGGAACCCACUGUUCUAGACAGAAAUUGUCCCUCCCCGGUCUUGAUUGACUGUCCCCACCCAAACUGCAACAAAAAAUACAAGCACAUUAAUGGACUUAAGUACCACCAAGCUCAUGCCCAUACAGAUGAUGACAGCAAACCAGAAGCAGAUGGAGACAGUGAGUACGGAGAGGAGCCCAGCCUCCAUGCGGACCUCGGGAGCUGCAAUGGUGCAUCUGUCUCACAAAAAGGUUCCUUGUCCCCUGCCCGCUCAGCUACCCCCAAAGUUCGGCUCGUAGAGCCCCACAGCCCUUCUCCUUCAAGCAAAUUCAGCACAAAAGGCCUCUGUAAGAAAAAGUUGAGUGGAGAAGGGGACACAGACCUUGGAGCCUUAUCCAACGAUGGCUCUGAUGAUGGACCCUCAGUAAUGGAUGAAACAAGCAAUGAUGCCUUUGAUUCUUUGGAAAGGAAGUGUAUGGAAAAAGAAAAAUGUAAAAAAUCCUCUAGUUUGAAACCUGAAAAGAUUUCUUCCAAGAGCUUAAAGUCAGCCCGACCCAUUGCCCCUGCCAUCCCCCCACAGCAAAUCUACACCUUCCAGACAGCCACCUUCACAGCAGCCAGCCCAGGCUCCUCCUCAGGCCUGACCACCACAGUGGUUCAAGCCAUGCCCAACAGCCCCCAACUCAAGCCCAUUCAGCCCAAGCCCACCGUGAUGGGAGAACCUUUCACAGUCAACCCUGCCUUGACUCCAGCCAAGGACAAGAAAAAGAAAGACAAAAAAAAGAAGGAGUCUUCAAAGGAACUUGAAAGUCCUCUGACCCCUGGGAAGGUGUGUCGAGCAGAAGAAGGCAAAAGCCCAUUCAGGGAAUCAUCCGGAGAUGGGAUGAAGAUGGAGGGGCUCCUAAAUGGCUCAUCAGACCCCCACCAAAGCCGACUGGCUAGCAUCAAGGCUGAAGCCGACAAGAUCUACAGCUUCACGGACAAUGCCCCCAGCCCUUCCAUUGGAGGCAGUAGCCGCCUCGACAGCACUACCCCUACCCAGCCCAUGACUCCCUUACAUGUAGUGACCCAGAAUGGAGCUGAAGCCAGCUCGGUCAAAACCAGCAGCCCCGCCUACUCCGACAUCUCCGAUGCUGGGGAGGACGGGGAAGGCAAAGUGGACAGUGUCAAAUCCAAGGACCCCGAACAGCUGGUUAAGGAAGGUGCUAAGAAAACUCUCUUCCCCCCUCAACCACAGAGCAAAGACUCACCGUAUUACCAAGGCUUUGAGAGUUACUACUCGCCGAGUUACGCCCAGUCCAGCCCAGGGGCUCUGAACCCCAGCAGCCAGGCAGGAGUGGAGAGCCAGGCCCUGAAGACAAAAAAGGAUGAAGAGCCUGAGAGCAUAGAGGGGAAAGUGAAGAACGAUGUCUGUGAGGAGAAGAAGCCAGAGCUGAGCAACUCCAGCCAGCAGCCCUCAGUCAUCCAGCAGCGUCCCAACAUGUACAUGCAGUCCCUUUACUACAACCAGUACGCCUAUGUGCCCCCCUAUGGCUAUAGCGACCAGAGUUACCACACCCAUCUCCUGAGCACUAACACAGCUUACCGGCAGCAGUAUGAGGAGCAGCAGAAGCGGCAGAGCUUGGAGCAGCAGCAGCGGGGACUGGACAAGAAGGCGGAGUUGGGCAUGAAGGAGCGGGAGGCUGCUCUCAAGGAGGAAUGGAAGCAGAAGCCGUCGAUUCCCCCAACUCUCACCAAGGCCCCCAGCCUGACAGACCUGGUGAAGUCAGGACCCGGCAAGGCCAAGGAGCCAGGGGCUGACCCUGCCAAAUCAGUCAUCAUUCCCAAGUUAGAUGACUCUUCCAAACUCCCCAGCCAGGCCCCAGAAGCACUGAAAGUGAAGCUGAGUGAGGCCAGCCACCUGGGCAAGGAGGCUUCGGAAGCUAAGACAGGUGCUGAGUGUGGCCGACAGGCAGAGGUGGAUCCAAUACUCUGGUACCGACAGGAAGCAGAGCCACGGAUGUGGACAUAUGUUUACCCUGCCAAGUACUCAGACAUCAAGUCAGAAGAUGAGCGGUGGAAAGAGGAACGGGACCGCAAAUUGAAGGAGGAAAGGACUCGGAGUAAGGACUCUAUCCCCAAGGAGGACGGGAAGGAGAGCACAAGUAGUGACUGCAAGCUGCCCACGUCUGAGGAAUCCCGCCUUGGGAGCAAGGAGCCCCGACCAAGUGUCCAUGUGCCUGUGUCCUCCCCCCUCACCCAGCACCAGUCCUACAUCCCCUACAUGCACGGCUACUCCUACAGCCAGUCCUAUGACCCCAACCACCCCAGCUACCGGGGCAUGCCUGCUGUGAUGAUGCAGAACUACCCAGGUUCCUACCUGCCUUCCAGCUACUCUUUCUCCCCCUAUGGCAGCAAGGUCUCAGGGGGUGAAGAUGCCGACAAGGCCCGAGCCAGCCCCAGUGUCAGUUGUAAGUCCAGCUCCGAGUCCAAAGCCCUGGACAUCUUGCAGCAGCAUGCCAGUCACUACAAGAGCAAGUCUCCCACGAUAAGUGAUAAAACUUCUCAGGAGAGAGAGCGGGGAGGCUGUGGGGUGGUUGGGGGUGGUGGCAGCUGCGGUGGCGCUGGGGGAGCAGGAAGCGGAGACAGGAGCGUAGACCGGCCCCGCACGUCCCCCUCCCAGCGCCUCAUGUCCACACACCACCACCACCACCACCUGGGCUACUCACUGCUCCCAGCACAGUACAACCUACCCUAUGCAGCAGGGCUUUCUUCUACAGCCAUUGUUGCCAGCCAGCAAGGCUCAACUCCCUCACUCUACCCACCCCCCCGGAGGUGAGAAUGAACACCAAGUGCCCGGAUAACGUCAGCUUCACGGGCCCGGACUGGCUCACCCAAGGAGGUGCUGGAGGUGGCAUUUAGACAUCAGUUAAAUGGUGUUGAUCAUCCUGUUUGCCGUGUUCCCACCAUGACCGAAGGCAGACCCUUGGCUAUCUCGCCUCCACCAGACCCCUGGACUCCCCGACCCUCCCACUUCCUCAGGAGCUGGAGAGCUGGUACUUAGCAAAAAUAUUUAUUCUCUUGGCCACGGUUGUGACUGUUGUGGCCUCUGUGGAGAUGAAGGCCCAGGGAGCAACCAAAGGGACGUGGCCUCAGCCCAGAGAAGUCACUGCUCUGUUCCCCAAGCCCCUGGUCAGCUGCCGGAGAAGUACCAACCCCUACCCGCGCCCCCUUUUCCAGGGAGGGACCCCCAAGCACUGGGUAAGGUCUGAAGACAGCACAACAGCCAUACCCCUCUCCCCGUCAUUACCACCAUCACCAGAUCCUGCAUCUCCCCAGUGGUUUGGGCCCUGGGAACUGACAGCACGUGGAGGAAUUAGAAUCUCAGGAAAGAAAUUGGGGGCGGUUUUCUCUGUAAUUGUGAAAACAAGGUCUUCAGACAUGAAGACACCUCCCCUCUCACAUGAGCACAUAUAAAUGCUCGGAGCCCAGCCUGGAGAGCAAGACCCAGGUGUUUGCCCACCGUGGCCUUGGGCUACCCGUCAGGCAGAGGGCCAGGAGUCCCCACACUAGUACAGGGCUCCCCAGGGAUACUGGGAGUAAGCUGGAGCUGGAGCAUGAAUGGAGCCUGUGAACAGAGCCUUCAUUCCCACUAAGUCCUGCUGCUUCUUAGCCCCAACCCCUUGCCCUUUUCUCUCUCUCCUCCUCACCCCUCGGUGCCUUUCCCAGGGGAGUCCCCAUGCUGAUCUCGCCUCUUCUUUUCCACUGCUUGGCUCUUAAGACUCAGGCAGGUAAAAUAGUAUUCCCCAGCAUCAGGAGCUUCCAAGCCUGCCAGGUCAGCUGAGGCCCAGGCCCAGGCUCAGGAAGCAGGCACACCCAGCAGUUCUUAGAGAUGUCCUGUCCAUUCAGCCAUCUGUAUCCUCCUCAUUUAGGGCCACAAAUAUAUACAGCCUAGUUCUUCUGUAUACAAGUACAUGAUUUUACAUAGCUCGAUCUAGAACCCCGUGUGUGCCAAUACAAGCCGUUUUGUUUUAGGGGCCACUGACCAUGGCAGAUUAUGUGUUCCUUAGGCCCUGGGAUGACACCUCCACGCCAUUACUCCCCGGAGCCACAGUGUGUACUCAGUGGAGCUGGGCUCUGAGGAGGCAGACAUUUCUCUGCUCUCCUUAGAAAUGCAGUCUCCCAGUCCAGGCUCUGUGCUCUUUGUACUGGGAAAGGGCCGAUGAUUCGGUAGGUUUAUUGGAGACACUUCUUUCCCACGGUGUGGGGAGCUUUAGCUCUUACUUUGCUUUUGAGUUAUCAUCCCUUUGUUCCCCUCUCCUAUCUUUCCUUGACCUUAUAGAUUGAGAGAGACUGACAGAUAACCAGCCGAGGCUAGAGAGGGACAUUUGUGACCAGAGUGCCAAAAGUGACCAGGACUUGGCUCUGAUAGUGUGGGGCGUGGAGUUGGAGAGCAGCAAGCACAAUAUCCCACAGAGGCUGCUUUCCCACACCCCCAGAACCCUGCUCUAGAGGCUCAGGGUCAUUUGCCCAAGAGGCACCCCUCUGACCUAUAGACCUUUCCUUUAGUUUCAUGUUCUUGUUUUUGCUCAAGUUGGGUUUUGAGCCCAUCCAAAAAACUCAGUUGUAGACCUCUUAGCAGGCCCCAAGCAGCCUCCCUCCCCCCAUCAUUCCCUCUGCCUCCUGCUGCCACAACAGGCAGUGCUCUGAGCAGUGACUUCUCUUUCAUCCAUGGAAAUAGUUGGUGUGGACACCUUUACCCCACCUAACCUGAGUCACCCCCACCAAGAGGAUGACUCUAAAUUUCAGCCUGAUGAUACCCUCCCAGACUCUUGUGGGGUGAAGCCAAGGACCCAUCUCUGUUCCUGUUCGUUUUUAAAUAUUGUUGUGAGUUUUGUAUCUGUGGCGCUGACUUACAGCGUGUUCUGUACAUAUUGUAAAGAAACCGUUUGAAGUAACUCUUUCCCACUGGGCAGGCCUGGCUACACAUUCCUGCCCUUUCCACUUUUUUCUGUAACAGAGAAGAGGACUUCCGUAUUAGCAGGGCAGCCUUGGGUUCUGCAGAAGGGAACAGCUUCUUUUCUUUUUUUUCCUUAUAAAACAUUUGGCUCUUAGACCCUUAUAUUCAAGUCUCCCUUGAAUAGUAGGUGCUGAGCUGCCCAGAAGAGCAGGUGAAAGUGACAAUAGCAGACUGGCCCUCCCUUUUCCUGAUCCCUGAUCCUCCUGGUCUCAGAUCCUUGCCAGGUCCAGUCUUCCCUCCCUGAAAUAGCACGAAGCAGCAGCGAUGGAAGAAACAUGUCCUUGAUGAGUGCUGGAGUGAAGGAUUUGCUGUCCACCUCCAGCCUCUCUGCAUUGGGAGGGGCACAGGUGGGGGUACCUGUGGCACUCAUGACCAAGUCAGAGGGAUGAGACACAACAGCAAGGAUUUCCACCCCACAAGCAAAAGCUGGACAAGUUUGCUGCUAUGGGCCCAGCCUACCAGACCACGGCUCUCCCUGAGCCAGCCUGCCCAAACCUCUUGCUAGACAUCAUUCGACAGGCACCCCGCAGAGAAGCUAGAGGGAGAGAGCCUCGCCCCCAGGUAGGACAGCCACGGCUUGGAGAACUGCUCUCCAGGAUUCACACCCAUUUCUUCCUCAUUUAAGGUUUGUCAGUUCCCUUUUCCCUACCUAUACAUGUAUGUGUACAUGUAUGAAAUUCCCUUCUCUUACCUCACCCUCUCCACACAUCUCAAGGUCAAAGGACCACAUGCAGAAGGGUUAAGGACCUCAUGAAAUGAAACGGUGAUUCUUGAAUCUCUUCUCUCCAGGCUCCAAGGUGGGGAUGGGAGAACUUGGCCUCAGGUGUGGGAGGAUAAGACUGCAGAAGGCCUAAGAGUUAUUGUGUAUGGGCUUUAAGGUCACCCAUGUCACUAAUUAGCCCAUCUACCCUGUCAUCAUCGCAGUGUCUACUCUGAUGCCCCUAAGAUUCAACUGGGCAGCUAGUUGGCCCUGUAAUUCUGGGCCUUUGUUAUUUGUUUUGUUCCUAGGGCAUCCCAGGAAGCUUUCUGGUGAUGCUCUGCCGUGGGGCCCUCCUGGGAUUGAGCCCCUCCCUAGCCCCGUCCCAGCCCCUCCUGCCCCAGCCCACCCGCUUGCCUUGGUGCUCAGCCCCCCACAGGGAGCAGGUUGGGGCGAGCUGGAGGCCCGGGCUGGAGGGGCAGUGUUGCUGUUCAUAGCUUUUGUUCCAUUGGCGUUGCUCUGUUGGAUUUAAUUUCAGUCUUCCUGAUUCUUCCCUUCUGUAAAGUGUACAUUACCAAGUUCCUUGUUUUUUUAUAUAUAUAUAUAAAUAUACAUAUAUAUAUAUAUAUAUAUAUAUAUAUACAAACUGUACUCUUUUUGCCUUUGUACAUUCAGGCAAGAAGAGAAAAUAAAUCUUUUUAAGAGACAAUCACAAAUCUGUGAGGGCUGCUGGUUAUUUCUCCCGGAGUUUGCUGCUGAGCUGCUUCCUCCUUCCUCCUCACCUUUCCGUCCUCCUUCAGCUUUUCUGAUCUUCCCGGUCCUGGUCCUGCUCCUCACGCAUCCUCAGCUCCACCUUCCCUGGCUGAUGGCAAGCUGUUAAACCCAGUGUCCAGACUACCUGCCCUGCAGCCCUUUCCUGCCCAGCAGUUUCCCAGCUUCGCCACUGGCUUACCCAGGAGCUUUAUCCUGUGCCCUGGCCUCUGCUGUCUUGCCCCUUAGAUCCCAUUCACCGAAGUGGCUUUGGACCCCUGGGUACUCUGGGACCUCCCAGAGACCCUGGCUUUGGACACUCACCUGUGAACCUAUGCAGCUGGGAGCUCUCUGCCUAAGAGUUUGCACUGCUUCAACCUGCCUGGGAGUUAAAACCGAUGGUUUUGAUGGGUUUUUUUAAGAAUGAGUGGGAAACUCCCCUGGACACUCUCCCAGAUUCCAGCCUUCAGAGUGCUCUGAUCCAGAGCCGAGAAUCAUUCCUGGCCGGUGGGCUUCUGUGGCCACCACAUCAGAAUAAGUGCUAAGGGUUUACGGGUCAGAGCAUUUGAUAGAAUUUCAAAGGGUGGUACAUUGUGGAACAGUCCAACCAAACAAUUGUUCCACCUCUUGAACUUGCUCCGUUCCCUGAUUUCCUCUCCCCUCCACCCCCCCCCCUACCUUUUCCCCCUUUCUCUCUACUUUUCUUAAUUGGCUUUGGAUUGAAGUAUAUUUUUUAAAUUAUUUGUUGUAUUUAUUGAAUAAAGUUUUUAAUGUCCCUGUUCUUAAA
Messenger RNA from Hipposideros armiger (great roundleaf bat), 9004 nucleotides. RefSeq names its product zinc finger protein 609 (gene ZNF609). NCBI's taxonomy places the organism in Eukaryota, Metazoa, Chordata, Mammalia, Chiroptera, Hipposideridae. Gene Ontology annotation, biological process: regulation of transcription by RNA polymerase II. Gene Ontology annotation, cellular component: nucleus. The record is from RefSeq and is a predicted model, not a curated record. The coding region runs from base 354 to 4589 and encodes 1411 amino acids. The transcript is spliced from 10 exons.